Molecule: messenger RNA, 825 nt
Organism: Heterobasidion irregulare TC 32-1
Lineage: Eukaryota; Fungi; Basidiomycota; Agaricomycetes; Russulales; Bondarzewiaceae
Exons: 3
Coding region: 1-825 (274 amino acids)
Source: RefSeq, a predicted model, not a curated record
AUGCCGACGUGCUCCAGUAUAUUCUCUACUUCAGUAUCCGCCCUCCGUCAUCUUGUCAGCAGUUUUCAACCUCCUCUAGACUCAUUUGUCUUUCCUAGAACCCGGCUGCAAGCUCCCGUGGAGGUAUGGUCGCUUGGAAUUCAGGCAGAACACCGCGCACCGUCGUCACUAGUCAAAAUCGAGCACUGUGCGAGUAUUUCCAACCCCAAGCAUGACUUCCUGAUUGUCCAUGUGAAGCACUACUCUAGUUGGACUGCGGCUUUCACCCUCGAGCGUGUAUCUGGUGCAGCUGGCGACGACACUGUGCUGACCUCUUCCCCUCGCAUCGUGGAUUAUGUUGUAGUGCAGUCGAGCAUCGCUAAAAAUGCGCUCUCCACCAUCACGCAAUCACACAUACCGUUCGAGACCAUCAGGACUUUGACAUUCCCCUCUACCAAUCACGGCCGUAACCCCCCUCCAACUGACGUCCAGCUUUCUGUCCUUCUUCUCUUGCUCGCUGAAAACCAUGCCAUGCUCUCCGACGUUCAUCAUCGUGAUUCUGCAUGGUACACCGGAACCGUCUUCGAUGCUCUCAAGCGAAUAUUCUCUGGUCGCGAACAUAUGCAGCGCGGCAAAAUCCCUGAUGCUGGAUGUGUAACAGCGAUGAACUCUACUCUUGGGGCGAUUGUUGAAGAGUAUGGGGUAGCAUGGAAUGCCUUCAAUGAAUAUGUGAAACAGAGGGAAACUAGUGUCGAUCAAGGCCAACAACGUGCAGACGACUAUAGGAAGUUAGGCAAGAGGCGAGUCGGAAAAGUUGUCCAGCUCGAGUCUCUCGACACCAAGUAA